AUGCCCGUGGCGGGCCAACCCCUAGCAUGCAUUCAGGUUGCUGCUAACAGCAGCUGGCGCCCGUACGGGGAUGGCAUGCUUGCCUUGCCGAUGUCACCUCUGGACUUUUCUCUGACGAACUUCGACGACGAUGUCCCUGGUUAUGAAAUGACCCCUGACGAAGGCUACGCAGCAUGCCAGCUAGGCGAUAGCGGCACUGGCGCAUUUUUAACUUCAUUGCCAGAACAAGACAAUGGUGGUCAAAUCGACGUCUCGCAAUUACAGACGCCGAGCUCUCUGCUCCCAUUUGACAUCACAAUUGAUGGUGUCCACGAGCAGCCUGACAGUUCUAAUGAAAAUGGGAAAGGCGCUGACACGGCCACUACAAUAAGCUCCAGCAUCUUUUCAGCCGAGCUCGUCAACCUUGAGGAGCUUCUAGACCUAGACAAGGACACAUGCAGUCGCACAGAACGGGCAACUACCGUAGCAUCUGAAGAUGACUGCUGCCCUGGCAGUCCCGAAGCCGUAUACUCAGCAACUUCACUUUUUGGUCUAAAAGACUUCCUGGUCCAAAAUGUGCGCAAAUCGAAGGCGUCUCAAGUUGCGAAGUUCAUCAGAGAACUUGAGAGCGUCUUCGGCCCACCCAGUAUGUCACCCCCAGAUAAGUAUUCCGAGCGACCUCGAGCAAGCGUCGAGGAUGACUUCCACGAACAGAAGUGGUGCAAUGCUCUAUUUCAGGAUCCACGUUGCCCGAUCACGAGCUUCCUCACUCGAUCAUACGUGGAUGAAGUCCUAGAAAGGUCGAAGAAAGUUGGAGCAGGCCCUUUGGCAUCAGCAUUUGCCGAAUCAAUAUGGGCCAUGGGAAAAUACGUGUCCGCUUUGAACGAGUCCGGCAGGAAUGCGCUCAAACUGAAGCACGAAGCCUACCAGAGCCUUCUGGUCGCGUUGAACUUCAGAAGAUCCGUACACAGCUGUGCCAGCAGUUUGCUCAAGCUCCAGUCUUUGAUCCUUUUGUCAAUGAUUGCAUGCAUGUUAGACGAGACAAACGCAGGAGAGCUCAUUGCCGCAGCGGUCUUUUGUGCCCGAGGUCUUGGCGUUCUCGAUGGCAGGAGAACGCAUCUGAAGGCUAGUGGUAAUACCGAGCAGCAACUAGUGGAGCGGGCUGUGUUGUUUCUGUUCUCACUGGAAGGCGGCCACUCAGUGGAUCAUGGAAUGCCACCAAUGAUGAGCAAGCAAUGGCUGGCCCAAUGCUACCAGCUCAGGGACAACCCAAAAGUCUCAGCAACAACAGUUUCUCAAGCAGAACUGAUGAGUUCUAUCCUGUGCAGCCAAUACUCUCCCGACGCACUAUCAGGUGAUUUCCUACAAUCGGCGAAAGACCACCUCGUCCGGUUGGAGGCGAGCAUGCAACGAUUGAACGCUUGGUCAGCAAAGAAUCAGAUCUGUUCCAGCUAUGCAGACGCCAGAACCAAGCUUUCCAGCAGCAAAGAUCCAAAUUCUCGACAAUUGGCGAUAAGUGGUUUCUAUUCAUAUCAUUUGUCCAUAUUCUUCAUCCACUGCCCAUGGAUUCCAUUGGUCGCCAGCCAGCAAGCAAACGCUGGCAGUGACGAGGACAUGUUGCAGCUGAGACACUGUUGUAUUGGAGCCUGCAUCCACUCGGCAUUUGCGACAAUAGAGUUGUCUAAUGACCUCCUAAACACUGAUCCCAAACUAGCACGGUAA
Messenger RNA from Diaporthe citri, 1701 nucleotides. RefSeq lists its product as uncharacterized. The coding region runs from base 1 to 1701 and encodes 566 amino acids. The record is from RefSeq and is a predicted model, not a curated record. NCBI's taxonomy places the organism in Eukaryota, Fungi, Ascomycota, Sordariomycetes, Diaporthales, Diaporthaceae. The transcript is spliced from 7 exons.